This is a messenger RNA of Rhizoctonia solani, 189 nucleotides long. RefSeq lists its product as uncharacterized. The record is from RefSeq and is a predicted model, not a curated record. The transcript has 2 exons. NCBI's taxonomy places the organism in Eukaryota, Fungi, Basidiomycota, Agaricomycetes, Cantharellales, Ceratobasidiaceae. The coding region runs from base 1 to 189 and encodes 62 amino acids.
AUGUUCGGGAUCGCGUCUCGAGAGGUUGAUGCAGAGAGAAAGUAUGUGGUUCAAAAGGGAAAAAACUUGCAAGGGAAACCCGAUGCCCGGGAUGUUGAUAGGGGGACUCUGACAAGGGUGGACGGCAAAAGCUCGCUCCUGAAGCUCCUUGCCAAACGAUCCACUGAGGAGUUUGCUUUGGCUGCCUAA